UCGAACGAGGGAUUUCUUUUGCUGUAGGGGUGGGAAAAUAAUAACCGUAAACCUAAAUAGCAAGCGUUAUCUACAAAGAGGUGGCUUUUUACAUUUCAAACUCAUACAGAUAAAAAAAAUCUAACAACGUUUUCCUGAAUUUCGACCAUGAUGGACGAGGAUGAUGCCGUUCGAAAACUUUCUCGACUAGAACUGCGCAAGCAGAAGUUAAUGGAGUAUCUUGCAGCAAAAGGCAAACUGAAACCUACGAACCCAAAACCUUACCUGCGAGAUGACUCCAUUAAGCACAGAAAGCCAGAGGGCAGAUGUUCAAAAACCUGUAAUCCUGACGAGGGAAAGGAGAACCAGGGAGGGGAACUUCCAAGGCUGCGUUUGGCUGAGAAGAAGCCGCAGCCCUCCUCCGCUGGAACGAGCAGAGCUCCUCUUUCUGCAAACGUCAUCAGCGCACGUGCCACGGGCCGCUCUCGGUUUCCUGCUCCCGCCGCCACGUAUCCUGCUGGAUCACAAACCGCCAGUGCUGCUCCAGGCCCGUCUGCGCCUCUCGCAGCCAAUAAGGGCCGCAGUGUCGCUCAACCAAUCAGAGCGGGCUCUGCGACGGUGACAUCAUCCAGGAAUGGCGCCAAAGCCAAAGCGGCCCCGAGAGGGAGGGCUGCUGCAGAGUCCCAGGGUGGAGUGCGACCUGUUCCUGCUGCUGCUCCCAGAACUGCAGAAGCGGCGUCUGCUUCAUCUAAAACAGGCCCCACUGCGGCAUUCCGUGCACGGACACGCCCUAGUGCCCCCACCCAGCCGAGAUUACCCUCUGCCAAAACGCAGCCUGGCACGGGCGCCCAGACGAAACUACACUCCAACACCACAGCCCCUGCCAGAGCGCCUCCCAGGACCAGCGCCCCGGUGAGAACGUGCUCUGACGCGGUCGCCCGGCCCAGAACAGGUCGCCCCGCUGCCGCCGCCUCGUCCAAAGCAGGCCCCGGCAAAGCCCCUACAGCCCGAGGGCCUCCUGGCGUGCCUGUCCCAACAGCCCCCACCAAACGCGUCGGAACUUCCCUGAGGAAGGCGUCUGAUCUGGGCUCCGCCGGGGCCAGGGUGCCCUGCGUGGCCGUUCAGAGCAGGGCCGCAGGGCCGCCGGGGAGGGCUGGACCCGCGUCGAAACCCGUGACCCGCUCCACGCGCGCGCUGCACGGACCGUCCCUCCCAAACACGUGUAAGGUUUCCCUGACUAAAGCCGCCCGAGGUGCGGCUCGCCCCUCCGCUCUGCCCGCGCCGCCGCAGAGGCCCGCCCUGAGGGCAGCUGCCCCGCAGUGGGGCCGCCCCCCGGCGCCUGCCUCCCGCGCCGGAGAUGGGCUGAGAGUCGGAGCGCUGCAGAGAGCGGUGCGCCAGGCCGUGUCCGAAAUGAGGGGGGAGGGGGGCGGCAAAGGCCCCGCGCCAAACCGGAAAAACCCCAGGCCGGCACCGUCGGGCCGGGUGGACUUCACGGGGCUGCAGACGGAGAGGGAGCCCCGUGGGGCCGUGGAGAGGGAGCCCCGUGGGGCCGUGGAGAGGGAGCCCCGUGGGGCCGCGGAGAGGGUCAACGCAGUCGCCUCCACGGUGCCCCGCACCGCCCGGCCGUCCUGCCAGACCCUCCGGCCCGCCGACCUGAAGACCCCCGCCAGGACUGGCCAGGCCGGGCCAAACCCCGGGCUCAUCGGCACCGCCCCGCCCCGGGACCGCAAGCUGACCACCGCACAGGAGCAGAGGCUUCAGAAGCUGCAUGAAUGGCGGCAGUCUAAGGGCAUUUCAUACAAGCGGCCCCCCAUGCCAGUGCGGGCGCGCGGGAAGAAGGGUGCCAGCCCCGUUCCCCUCCACUACUGGACAGCCAUGGAGGAGGAGGAGGAGGCCCAAAGCCUGGUCUACAACAUCGACCGCUCCCUGACCGACUGCGUUAAGCUUCUCCAGGAGGGCUGUCCCUCUGAGCAGGUGGUUCAGGUUCUGUCUGGAGUGCCCAUGGCGAAGAAGUUUGCCAAGUACUGGAUCUGCCAGGCACGGCUAAUGGAGCGUGAGGGGAACCUGGAGGUUCUCCCCAUGUUUGAGGAGGCCGUACGAGUGGUGCUGGAGCCAGUGGACGCCCUUCGGGCCGUGGUGUUUGAGAUCCUGAAGAGGAAGGAGGAGGCGUCUGCAGCCGGAACGGGAGGGUCUCCAGCUGCAUCAGAGGGUGAAGGAAAGGUGGGUGAAGAGGAGGAAGAUGAGGAAGGUGAGGAGGGUGAUGGGGAGGAAGAGGAGCCCUGUCAGGCCGUGGCCGUCGACCCCGUCACUCCCCGAGCCACGACUGCUGUGAUCCGGGGAGAGAAGGGCGGCUCGUCUGUGGUGAAGUACAAAAUCACAGCCACGCCUGGGGGCCGGCGGAGCCAGCAGCAGGAGCCCGUGACUCUGGACGGGCAGGAGCUGCGCUUCUUCACGCCGGUGCGGCGCUCGGUGCGCAUCGAGAGGUCGGCCCCGGGCUACCCCUCCGCCCUGCGGGAGCACGACCCCUGCGUGGCCUCCUUCCGUGACCUCCUGGCCGAGGAGGAGGAGGAGGAGGAGGCCGAGGGCCGGGCGGAGCGGGACCGCGGCUCCCCGCUCUACGUCUACCGGGAGAACGAGGCCCUGAGGGACCAGGUUCAGAUCCAGCUGUGUCUCCAGCCCACGGUGUAACACGCACGCUUCCUAUUGGCCGACUGUGAGCCAAUUCAAGGGCCUGUCGCUCCUAAGUCUCUCAAUAGCCUUUGCCAGUGGAAGCCCAGCCUGGAGAGUCCAUUAAGUUGUACAGGCACCCCCCUGGCCCAGGGUAGGUCGUAUAACAUGAGCAAGUGUGAAUGUAGAAUUGCUACAACUUGGAUUACAGUUACACAUGCUUAGUAUAUACAGUAAAGAUGUUUUACUUGGUUGCAAACUAAACUCAAUGUCAUUUUCCAUAUCCAAAAAGCCUAAUUGAGUGAUUUGGAGUGGAAAAUGGCGAAGGGAAAGGGAAAGCGUUGCAGAUUUUAGAACUGCACUUAAUCUGCAGCAAUGCCACUAUCCAAAAUAUUAAUGGCUUCUUGCAGGUAUGAAUUAAGAGCAAUAAGUCAGCAAUGUACAAAAGAUACAGUCAUUCUGUCUUGUUUCAUGUUUUUAUGUGUUAAAUGUAAAUAUGCUGUGUGUAUUUGUAUUUUUUUAUGUAUUUAUGUACACCAUUAUGAGACUUCUUUUUAAAUGUCAUCUGUAAUGUAAAUGCUUUGUAUUUUAAAUGAAUUAAAACUGGUUUAUACAAUA
This is a messenger RNA of Conger conger (European conger), 3264 nucleotides long. It is a transcript of the gene ckap2l, whose product is annotated as cytoskeleton associated protein 2-like. The transcript has 9 exons. NCBI's taxonomy places the organism in Eukaryota, Metazoa, Chordata, Actinopteri, Anguilliformes, Congridae. The record is from RefSeq and is a predicted model, not a curated record. The coding region runs from base 148 to 2667 and encodes 839 amino acids. Gene Ontology annotation, cellular component: mitotic spindle; cytosol; centrosome.